AGCGAUAAGUAGCAUGUGAAGGUCUCGCUUAGUUGAAGAGACGAGCAUGUAGGAGCUUUUCAUAGCAUCUAUGCCGUAGAAGUCGUUCCCGGUACAACUAUUUUCUUCGCCGCCUAUGUUCUCGCACCACCUUGCUUUGGAGCAAUCGGCUUCAGUCGACAUCGCUCCUGUUCACGGGGCGGCCACGACGUCGUCAUCUUCUGUGGCCACAGAUGGUGCACGUGCAGAAGCAGAAGGAACUUCUGCAGCGCCCUUCUAUCCUUCGUUCCACACCCCCGGUGGCUCCUCACACGAGCCAAGCUCGGCAGAUGGUAGCAAAAAGUCGGUAGAUAUGGCGGUACAACAAGAGGGAACGUGCAGCACAAAAGCAAACCACCAGCAGCUGUGCCAUCAUGAGUUUGUGUCAGCCUAUGGCACGUCCUCCUCGUCUUCAGGUCCGGGCUCGGACCAGGACAUUAACAACAGCAGGCACUCGUCGAAAAGACGGGGCGACUUUUCUUCCGAGGUUUUUGAGGAGACAACUACGGGAGUUCUUCUCGGAGCCGAAGGUGGCGACGUGUUGUCUCGCACGGUCGUACUAAUAAAGAAUCCCGCUCAAGAACAUCAGCACCCGCCAGCACAUCAGUCUUUCUCCUCCAGUCCGAUGCAAAAGCUUUUCAACAAGCGCUUCAAAACCGGCGGGUCGUCUUCCUCGACCGCACCUCGACGUUCUACGGCUGAUGUGUCCCGAGACUCGUCUCGGGUGAUAAAAACAAGCACAACAGCUGCAAGAACUUCUGUUCUAGGCAGUAGGUCCAGCGUGACAAGGACAAAGACGAACAAGAAUCGGUUCUGUUUUUACGACGUGGACGAGGUGGAUAAUUCUCUCUCUCCCGGAAAAACAACUUCUCCCAAACCACCCAGUAGCAGCAGUAGUCCGGGCAAGAUGAAGUUGAAAGAGAACUACAGCAGUAGCAAAGGCAGCAGCUCUGGAGUUGUGGCCGCAAGUAGAUCAGCGAAGGUGAUGUUGAAUAAAACACCUGCUGGUAUAAAAAUUUCGCGACAAGCACAAGUAGAUAGGAUCAAACAAGUUUGUUCACCGGACUACUCGCGAACACCCGAAAGUGGUCAGAGCCGCAGCAAGACCCCGCCUCCGAAUAGUACAACGGAACUACAGCAGGAUGAAAGAACGCUUUCAAAGCAACGGGGAAAUAAGGAGGAAACCGAAACGAAAAGCAAGAAGAUGAACAACAUGGGAGCAGGAGAUCCUGCAACAUCAAAGAAUAAGAAGGACUUUGUGUCUCCCGCCGACGCACCAUUCGUCGAUUACCACGCGGCACAGUUAGAAUUGGAGAACUACCUAGCCAAUCUUCCGGACGAAAUAGCCGAUCACAUGCUUCUAGCGGAUCACAAUGUUAACGCCGGGACAGUCUUUGACAAGGCACUGUCGAACCCGUCGAUUCUGCUUAUGGUUUUCUCAAACGGUUGUACAUCUUCAACUGUUACAUGAAUAGAAUUUGUGAUGCAAGAAUGGCAAACGCAAACCAAAAGUGAAAGGGGGGAGCAGCUGGGGCUUGCUUUUCUCCCAUCACAAAUAUGGCAUUAAGCUUUCCGCGCUGUUUGGUCGUUCAAGAAUUUGUCAUGCGAAGUAGCGUAGCCCUUGCCGUAGCCCUGAUGAUGCUGAUGGUGAUUUUGCAUGCCAAAUCAUGUAAAGAGUUCAGAGUGUAACGCUUGAGCGUCCCAUGCUGCAGCUCGACGAACAGAUGGUGGAGGAAAUCGUCGUCGGCAGCAGCGUAUCAACUGCAAAAGUAUCGCACUCGUAGUAAUUGCAGCCAUGCAUCACAAAUUUCUUCUUUAAGACAAAUCCGCAUUACAAAUUUUAGUUCUCAUGCUGAGGAAAUUUGCAAUGCAUUUAUACGAGUACACGAUACUCCAACUUUUGCAAUUCAUACAGCAGCUCGAAAUGCAGUUCGGUUUUAUCUGAUGACUUGCCGCGAAGAGAAGUUCCGGUUUCCACCCCACUGGCAGAUCAAGAUCUUCCAGAAGAUCAAAAUGAGGAUGGUGUGGUGUUGAUUGCGAGUCCGGUCAAGGAUGUGGAGGAUAGAACUGCUGCUCUAGCUGCUGCGUCGGGAAACAAGAUGAAGAAAGGAACGAGCGCGGGGAAGGGAAAAGGAAAAGCCGCUUCAGCGCCGGCACUAGGAAGGGAAAAUUUGAAAGGUGAAACACGAGACGCAACGCCCGAUUACACUAGGAAGAACAAUAACAACGGUGGGGUACUACUAACGCCCGGCACUGCAGCAGGAGUGUGGAGACCAAGCACGAGAAACAGCAGCACUGGACGGGACUCCUCUCCAAACAGAAAGAAGGCCGCCCUGCAGCCGGCGCCACGAGUAGAGACUUCGGAGCAAAAAGCGAUUUUGGACGUAGCAGUGCAGCUCUGGGAAUUCGCAACAGGGAGAGUACAUAGAUACUUUUAUUUAAAUAUUAGAUACAUUUAUUAUUAUUUUGAUUUUUAGCGGAGGCUUGGGGUUCCUUUUUGCUAUAUCACCCGUGUGCCUUAGCGUAGUGUCAUCUGCGCUUGAUGUGUUUGCGUUCAACAGUUUUUGCGCGAGUUGAAGUCGCACGUAUGGAGCAGGAACCAGCAUGAUUGCGCCAUGGAUAAAUCAAAUCAGCGAUCGCCGACGGCCCGUGCGGAUAUUAACAACACUACGACAUCCUCUUCCUCCUCCUCCGCGAAUCUCUUUUCCGAUGAAUUGCUGACCAGAAGCCAGCUAAGCCUCACGGCCCUCCAGGAAUUUGCGGAGUUGCUUGUGAAACGGAAGUGUCUUGUGUCCGAUAACAACACCUUCACUGUUCUCUACAGCCGUGAUUUCCAGCACCGGAACGUGAGCAACGAGCUGCCGAUCGGGAAAAGGGUGUCCGCCGGCCUGGUGCGGGCCCUGCAGCACAAAUUGCUCCUGGUGAAGCCCAAAUCGGCAAACCUGGACGAGUCCAGGCAGGCCCCGAAGAGCCCGACUUUGUCGGAGUACCUGCAGUUCUGCGUCGCGCACAAGUACUUCGAGCGGGAGAGGAAGCCGUGGCCGGUGCAGAACCUGGUUUCGUACGCGGUGAUCUUCCACCGCUAUUCUGAGCCGCAGCUGAUUGCCUUCGAGCAGAACGUGCUGGCGUCGAAACAGCUGACGGUGACCAGUUCGGAUUGUGAACCGGAGGAGGAGGUUGUGGCGAACGGAGAUUUUUCAAAAAACGGCAGUUACGUGUACAAGGGCAAGCCGUUUUCCAGUCCGUUCCUGCAGGGGUUGCACGCAAAGGUGCAGGUCGCGAAGCAGAAUUACAGCGAAGUGAGGCGAUCGUGGAAGCACACCAACAGAAGAAAAAAGUCGCACACGGAAAUACAGAACAAGCCGAGAGGUGCUUCGGUUAAUACUGGUGGAGGGGAGCAAGAUGUUCUUCUUGAACAUCAAGUAAAAGCACCAACAGCAGCGGCAGCUGAGUUCCCCCUUGAUGUUCUACUUCCCUGCUCUGAACGAGAUGAAAAGCAAAAGCGCGCGUCUUUGGUAAAAACGACAGCCGCUGGAGCUAUGAAGUCAUCUGGUCCUCCAAGCUCGACGUCGAUAUUACCGCGCGCAAAGCACAAGGCGUUGAAAAUGCAAAUAGCUACCGAUCCUCGAAUCACAUCAGUGGUCGAGUAUCACAAGGAAAAGAACAACCUUGCUGAGGCAAAAGCAGCGAGGAAAUCCAUAGGAACUUCUGGAGGUUCUUCUGGACAAGGAUCUGUAGGAGCCUCGCCAACAUCAAACUCACGCCCCUCGUCUCCCUCUAACAUUAACCUCUCGCGGCCAGGCCCAGGGCCAGCACCCCCGCCUCUGACCAGCAUAACCAGCACGAACACGAGGAUUCGAGAGCGCGCGGACAGCAUAACCGCAGCGAAUAGCGAGGCUUUGAAGAAGUUCGUCGCAGUCGCGAAGCAGGGCACUUCUCGUCGCGGGACGACGACGAGAGCGGGGAAAAGUAAUUACAGUAGCAGUAAUUAUGCAACCAGGCUGUCCGCGCCGCCGGCGCCCGGUACUAGCAGUAGUAAUGCUGGUGGUCUACUUCUGGGUGAUUCUAGUACAACUUCUGCAACGUCAAAAGCGGAAAAUCUUCAACGAAAUAAAUCCGAAGAACCAGGAUUUACCUCGCCGUUCACAAAAGCGAGGAAUUCUCCACACCACGAGACGAAACGGUCAGAUUCCAAAAAAGUGGUUUACGUGGUGCAUCAUCCGAAAGGACGCGGAGGAAUCACCACGGAAAAAGCGAUUGAAAAAAAGAGAAAUUCCGCUGGCACUACGGCUGAUGGUCCUAGUAGUAUGGUCGUGCAGAUGAAUCCACCGCAGGCCGAGGAUUUGGUAGCGCACGUCGUUGACAUUGACCCUCUCAUCUCUGCGACUACAAAAAUUGCAGGUCCAAAGAGCCGAUCUUCCUCCCCAGCGGGUGUCGGUGGAGCUCCUCCAAAAGCUGCGCCCACGGCAGGAGCGAAAGCCCCCAGUGUGAUAUCUUCUAGUGUAGCUGGGCCGAGCAAAAUCGGGCGAGCCGCGACUAGUACAACUCAGAGCUUGUCUACUAUUCUAGACGACCGUGCCUUACCGAAGAAGUCUGGUGUGGAAAUUCGUCACAGUCGGAAAGUAGACACGAAAGUUCCUCGCUUCUCCCACAAAGCAGUAGUAGAUUCUGCACACGCAGGAGCACAACUACAUCAUCCACUCCAUGUGUAUAAACCUCCACCAGAGGCGUUGUUUCCGGAGAUCGAAGUAGAACUUCCGAAGCAGCCAGACGUCCCAGAAGUUGCCACGUCUACCACGACUAAGAAAGACGACAAGAACUACGGAACGUCCAGCGAGGAAUCGAUGCGAAUCAACGCCGUGAACGAAGCCAAGAGGGACAGGAGUUUGAUUUUGUCCGACAGCGACGUCGCCGCGGGUGAUGAUGUGGAUGAGGAAGAAAUUAUGGGCACGCGAACCGAUUUGCUCUGCCCCGAUAAGAAGCCACAGCGGGACGAUGAAAAAAUGAAGCAGGCCGGCGGGGUCGUGGAACAACAGACCAGUGGCAGUGAGCGUGCUGGUGCGGUAGAGCGAAUACCUAUGCUAGUAGACGAGGAAAUAAUUACAACGGGAAGUAAGAGAAUAAACUCGCCACGAGGACAAGCGGAACCACCACGACCGGAUCGUGAUGUUGAGCCAGUGACUGUAACGGUGUUACUUCAGCAAGUAGCCGAGGAGGUGGAGGCAAUGAAAGUAGACGAAAAGAAGAACGGUCUAGCUCCAGGCCUGCUUCCAGAUGACGUUCUUCCCGGUAUCUCCUCUACCACGCGGCCACCCCUCGCGAAGCCGCCGGAGUUGGAAAAAGAUCAAGUUCGGUUCGAAGGUUUGAUGCGGUUCGACGAGGAUGAAGUCCACCACGACUUGAGCUCUUCUAUUCUGACAAAGGCGGAACAAAUGGAGGACGGUGCCGGAACUACGCUUGAAGGUCGACGUAGUACAACGACUUUACCCGGCGGCAGAGUAGGAUUACUGGAAGAGCAAGUCGACGCGGCGGGCAACAACAGCCCGAACAUGAUCAAUAUGCUCCCUGCAACAAGAAUUUUCAAUACACCUACCGAAGACGACGACCACACCAUUACAACUUCGGUGCCCACCCGCACCCCCUCCGUCGGUCCCGGGUCGCGGAAAACGUACAAAUUCAUGACGAGAGCGAACACGGUGGCGCGGAUGAGCAUCCACGAGACGAUAGACGAACGGAUCGAGCACGGCAGGUUAAGGAGGGAGAGUCACGUAUGGGAGUGUCAGAAUCGAAAUUGACAAAAUCGAAAAAUUUGUGAUGCAUAAAAUCGAUACCAGUUGGAGCCUCAGUUUCCAAUGGGCGCAUGACAAAUCUUGGGAGCACCGAAAUCCAGUCUGUCAUGCUGUUUGGACAACGAAGACUGCUCCUGUCAUGCUAUUCUGGCAGCGCAUUGCAUACCCCUAAACAGGGGCGCAAUCGGUCUCAUUUGCCUGCUCCCCAAUACAGGCCUUCAGUUCCCUACAUUUUAUGCAUCACAAGUUUUUCGAUCUUGUCAAUUUCGAUCCUGACACUCCCAUAUCACGUGAGUGGAAAGGUCGAGAAAACCUUGCACAAGCGAAACAACUCCCCAACACGACUUUCCAGAGCGUCUUUGGAGGACUCGGAGGGUGGAGCAGGCGGAGAUAGUGCAACUUCUAUGCACGAGAGCCACAUGAACAUUCCGUUCGGCUUUGCGCCCCGACCACGGUCUUCCAAGGACAAUAAUUCCUCGAAAGUUUCUGUUUCUUCCGUUUUAUCGAAUUUGGGGGCUGCACCGGUCCCUUCACCAUCAACAUCUGCGCAGAAGCAAGCCGUCGCUGUCGUGAGCACACCGUCGCCGCCCGUGCAGGACAGCAAACGUCAAAAAGCGAUACUGCCGCGGUUGCGGUUGAGCAAGGUUACGGGGAGCAGAGGAACUUCGUUGUUGUGGAGAUCAAUACCACCGAGAAAAUGGAGGGUUGAUGAGGUAUUAAAGGAUCUUUGUCGCGUUGGACGACUGCUUGUGAUUCUAAUGGUGGCUCCUGUGAAUAAAUGUGGUUGACACGAUGAAACUUAAACUUUAGCUUAUCAGUCAACUGGAUGAAGAAGAAGAUGAUGAUCAACUACAAUUUAGCGUACUAUCAAGAAGCGACGUACUAACACAAACACACUAACUAUCCAGGUUAUCGGCUUCGCCACGGACGUCCUCGACUCCACGUGCGCCCAGUGUUUAGGCGACAACAAGUAUGACAGUGCACAACUCCCCGUCCCCCUCAUUGUCAUUUGUCAUGCAAAAUACCAAACUCACACCUCGCUCGUAAGCGCUGCUAGCAUGACAAAUUUUGGAACCUCAAAUAGGACUAAAAUCUGCAUGCAGAUUCGUCAUACGAAAGCCCCUUUUCUGCUGUUGCUUGUGUUGCUGUUCAUGCAACACACAUGAGGGACGGGAGCGACGUUGUGCACUGUCACAACAAGAUCACCGGCAAAGUUUUGCUCAGCCUCACGGACGCGGACGUGGAGGCUUUAUUAGGGCCGAAAAAAGUGCCGGCGGCGAAGAAACAGAUUCUGCUGUCGCACUGUCGCGCCUUCAAGAAGCUCCGGGACCCGGUGGCCACGGUGAGCCGGAUACUGCGGCAGUAAAUAACUUCUUUUGAUGAAGCAGAGGAUGUUCUUGAGCAUGAGCCUCAUGAGGGAUCACAGAAGUAGGAGCAAGAUGCAGUGGCGACGUGUUGAUAUAUGUGAAACGCAUCAAUUCAAUCGUACAGAUAAAGUUUCGAAGAAAUGACUUUUACUUUUACACACAGACCCAGAUCCACUGCAGUACAACAUGCUUGAUUUUUCCGAAGCAGUGCAAUGCCAAUGCAUGUCGUAGACAGACUGUAACACUAAAAAAGAAACACUAACAUCGCAAAAUUAACCCUUUAAGCUUGUGCUUGUCAUGACCAAGGACGAGGUCAUCAACAGGAUGAAACUGAUUGCUCAAGAAGAAAGUGAAGAUUGCAACUGUAUUUACAAAAGAACUGUGCGUGUAAGUUGUAAAAAGAAAAACGUCACCCAUCGUCGUUAACCCAUCCCCAUUCUCAACAUACACGAUGCGUUUUUGAUUUUAUCCCCUGCACUCUGCUAGUACGACGUUGCGGCAACCUAGUGGAGCAAGACAAUAGAACAGCAGCAUUUCGCUCUCCG
Messenger RNA from Amoebophrya sp. A120, 7719 nucleotides. The record is from the annotation of a GenBank genome assembly. Lineage: Eukaryota; Dinophyceae; Syndiniales; Amoebophryaceae.